AUAACCCAAACCUUGAACUGGGCUGUGCGAAUGACAAGCGAACUGGAAACAAACAUUGUAGCUGUUGAACGCAUUAAGGAAUAUACGGAGACUCCAAUUGAAGGAGCACACUCCAAACAGAAACCAGCAGAUAGCUGGCCACAAGACGGGAGAGUUGUACUCAAUGACGUAUGUCUCAGGUAUCGAACUGGACUUGAUCUUGUAUUAAAACAUGUAUCAGCAAGCAUAGAACCAAGAGAGAAGGUUGGAAUUGUUGGGAGGACUGGUGCAGGCAAGAGCUCGUUAACGCUGGCCCUUUUUCGUACAGUUGAAAUUGACAGUGGAUAUAUAGAGAUUGACGGAUACAACAUUUCUACACUUACCCUUGAGGACUUGAGAUCGCGUCUAACAAUCGUGCCUCAAGAUCCAGUACUAUUUUCGGGCACGCUUCGAUUCAAUCUUGACCCAUUUGAUGCUUACAGUAUGUGCAAUAAAUCUCUUGAUAUAUCAAUGAAACAAGACCUGAACCAUCUUUUAGCGGACGAGGAAAUUUGGAACGCUCUACGCAAUGCUCAUCUGGAGCCCUUUGUGACAUCACUCGCUGACAAAUUGCUCUAUCAAAUUUCUGAAGGUGGCGAGAACCUAAGUGUUGGCCAACGACAACUGUUGUGUCUUGCUCGUGCGCUGCUGCGUCGUCCAAAAAUACUCAUUCUGGAUGAAGCCGCAGCUGCAGUUGACGCCGAAACCGACUCCUUGCUACAGAGGACAAUUCGGGAGCAGUUUGCCGAUUUGCUAACUAUUGCUCAUCGUUUGAAUACGGUGAUGGACUGUGAUCGACUACUAGUUUUGGACGCAGGUAGAGUUAUCGAGUUUGACUCACCUCAAGCGCUCUUAGCGAAAGAGGAGGGCCUAUUCCGGUCGAUGGCAAAAGACGCUGGCAUCAUUUCUUAA
Strongylus vulgaris is the source of this 930-nucleotide messenger RNA. The record is from the annotation of a GenBank genome assembly. Lineage: Eukaryota; Metazoa; Nematoda; Chromadorea; Rhabditida; Strongylidae.